Rotaria sordida is the source of this 258-nucleotide messenger RNA. Lineage: Eukaryota; Metazoa; Rotifera; Eurotatoria; Philodinida; Philodinidae. The record is from the annotation of a GenBank genome assembly.
AUGUUUGGAAUUAAAUUAACUAUUGAAUUUGAUGUUAAACUUUAUUUUACACCUAAUAAUAUUUUAUUAUUAUUAGGAUAUUUAAAUGCUAUUGAUACACCAAAAGAUCUUAUUCUUUUGAGAUUAAUAAAUAAAAAAUUUGUUAUUCAACAAAUUACUAAUGGACAUAAUACAUUUCAAUAUCAUUUUACUGAUGAAGUUUCUUUUUCAAAAUAUAAAGUUAAUCCUCUAAUUGAUCGUCUUACAAAUUCGUUUUGA